Molecule: messenger RNA, 835 nt
Organism: Zingiber officinale
Lineage: Eukaryota; Viridiplantae; Streptophyta; Magnoliopsida; Zingiberales; Zingiberaceae
Product: FCS-Like Zinc finger 6-like
Exons: 2
Coding region: 106-606 (166 amino acids)
Source: RefSeq, a predicted model, not a curated record
GUGCUUCCUUCCAAUCGAUCCUCCCAAAUAAAUCUCCUCCUCUUCUCCGCUGGCCCACGUACCGAAACGAAGAGGAAGGGAGGGGGUCUCUGAGAGGCGUCGUCGAUGGUGCUCGGGAAGCGGCAGUCCAUCCGCCGGACUACCAGCAUGACCGAGUUUGCCGCUGGCUCCGUCGCCUCCGACGCUGAGGCCAUACAGACGCAUCCCGACCAAGAUAAUCUCGGCGGAGGACUCAUCAACCGCCUUCCCGUACAUAAUAGAUCCGCCGGCGCCGCGGAUUGGCUGGGAUCCAGGUACCAGGAGAGACAUAACCUGGCGACGAUGCCACAGGGAGUAGGGCUCCGGAGGAAUUCCGCAGACCUCGCCGCGGUGGAAGCCGCGCGCUUUCUCAGGGAAUGUGGCCUCUGCAAGCGCCUCCUUGGCCCUGGACGGGACAUCUUCAUGUAUAGGGGCGAAGCAUUUUGCAGCUUUGAGUGCCGUCAGCAACACAUGAAACACGAUGAACGCAAAGACAAGUGCUCUAUGGUCUCCAUCAAGGAUAGUACUGCACCUGCAGCCAAUAGCAACGAGCAAUCUGGCAAUGGAGAGACCCUUGCCGCUGUUUAAGAUUUACUAAUCAAAUUAUCAUGGAGUUACAAUCUCACAGUCAAGAUUGUGAAGGUCAAAAAACCUGACCAAACUAUAUGGAUCUACUUGGUCUCAUGCCUGUUCUCCAUCAGCUAAGUUAUUACUUAUCACGAGAAUUAAAUCUUGUUGUAAACAAGCUGAUGCUAAUGGAAUUUCAUCCCCAGCUUUCUGGUUCAGAUCAAAAAUAAAAUUCUGCUUCCUUUUCUGA